AUGCUUGACCCCCAGGUGCUGGAUAUGUGUGCGAGAGGCACCUCUCAUAACGUAGAUAUGUUAGUAGGCGAUAUUUACGCAGGAGACUAUGGAAAGGUGGGUUUGGAUAAGACGGUGACGGCCAGCAGUUUCGGUAAAGCCAUGCGCAACAUGACAACCAACUCAGGCGAUAACAACGCACCGGUAGAGAUCCCAAAAUUCGCAGAGGAAGACAUCGCCAAGUCGUUGCUGCACAUGACGAGUAAUAACAUAGGACAGAUCGCAUACCUACAGGCACAGCUGCACGGUCUCAAGCGCAUUUUUUUUGGCGGGUACUUUAUCCGCAACCACGCGUACACUAUGAACACUAUCUCAUACGCCAUCAACUUCUGGUCCAAGAAGAAGAUGCAGGCGCUAUUUCUGCGGCAUGAGGGCUACUUGGGUGCUGUGGGAGCGUAUGUACUACAUUCCGGUCGCACAGUCGACACAUUCAGGCGAGAGAGCUGGGCAGAGAACUUUGUAGUGCCUGGUUAUCAGUGGGGCAAUCCAGUAGCCCUGGAGCAGUUGUCAGUGGAUCUUAAAGCAUUCCCCUAUUUGCUGGACGAAGAGACGUACAAGGCAGACACAGUCGAUCUCAUGGUGGAUGCAGAUAUGCGACGGUAUUGGUUGGACUAUUUUGAAACAAACAAAACAAAGACGCGCGAUCGACUGAUGCAAUCCGAGUCCGCAAUGCCCAACAACAGAAAACACACUGAAGAAACACCGUACAGUGACCAAUGGAUCGGUAACUCGCUGGAGGAACGUGGCGAGAACUUUGUGGACAAGAUGACCAAGAUCAUCUCCGAUCUACGCACCACCCCCAACGCCUACGGCAAUCUGAGUGUGCGCUCACUGUUCCAGUUACAAGCUCAGGCGCAGAGGGACUGUGGGUUUGUCAGCGACCCAUGGAAGCAAGUCAAGGUGUCUGAGAACGCAAAGGCCUUGGAGUGUCUGCCAGAUCUGUUGCAUAAAUACGAUGCCAUCGAAAAUCCCAGGGAUAAACGCUCAGCCUUAAUCAAAGGUAUUCUGUCCGGAAAUGUCUUCGACUGGGGCGCAAAGGCUGUGGCCGGU
This is a messenger RNA of Sphaeroforma arctica JP610, 1089 nucleotides long. RefSeq lists its product as hypothetical. The transcript has 8 exons. The annotation marks the transcript as partial. NCBI's taxonomy places the organism in Eukaryota, Ichthyosporea, Ichthyophonida. Gene Ontology annotation, molecular function: pantothenate kinase activity; ATP binding. Gene Ontology annotation, cellular component: nucleus; cytosol. The record is from RefSeq and is a predicted model, not a curated record. Gene Ontology annotation, biological process: coenzyme A biosynthetic process.